AUGGAAGUGGUUGCCAAGCGCCGCAAACUCGUACCGAAGAUGAAAGAAGCAAGAAGACUUGGAUUUAUUGGUUUCGUCGUGUGUUGUACCGUGUUGUUCUGUGUAUACACAUCAACAUAUUCUAAUGGAAGUGCACUUAACUAUGCACAGGAUUUGCAGACAAGUUCAAGAACACAACCACGAUUGUUUAAUAUUGCUGUGCAUGCCGACUCGUAUUUGAGCAAAUGUAAGAGAGCUACGUUAAGAGUACCUGGUGGAUCACAGGCGCCUAUUUGUGUUUAUAAUACUAGUGAGGAUAUUUGGGUCUCGGGCUCCAUUAUCAAACAUCAAAGUUGGGAAUGGGAAAAUGUUGUCACAGUUUGGAAACUAAUGAAACCGGUAAAAGACAUGACUUUCCUUGACCUCGGAUGCAACAUUGGUGCAUUCACCAUUCCAAUGGCCAAACUUGGGCGACGGGUUAUUGCAGUUGAUGCGAAUAAGGAGAACCUUAAGAUGCUGGCAACGUCACUUCAUCUUGGUGGGCUGGAUGAAAACGUAACUAUUUUUUGGAACGGCGUAUCGAAUGAAACGAAAUAUGUACAUCUUGUCCCAUCCACAAGCAAUGUUGGUGGUACAAAGAUAGAACAAUCAGAUAUACAAAGCCCUAUAGACAUUGCAAAUAGUAUCAUUACGAUGCCAUUUUUCAUGAAAAUGGACAUCGAGACUCAUGAAGCAAUGGCACUUCGGGGCGCCGUGACAUUCUUCAAAGACAUUGACGUACGUUAUAUACUGAUGGAAUGGAUGCAUUAUAAAGAUACGAAAGAUAAAAAGGAGGGCUCGUUCAUAACUGACUUCCUUUCCAAGAAUUCAUUCAUCCCGUGUCGAAUAUCUGACUCCAAAGAACUAGUGAUUGAAGAUGCAUACUCAUCAUGGCCAAAUGACAUUUUGUGGAUAAAGAAAUCAAUUUAGUUAUAGUUUGGGUCUUCAACUGAAUAAAUAGUUUAAAAAGGCUGUGUGUGUUUAUUAGUU
Molecule: messenger RNA, 1008 nt
Organism: Mya arenaria
Lineage: Eukaryota; Metazoa; Mollusca; Bivalvia; Myida; Myidae
Exons: 3
Coding region: 1-948 (315 amino acids)
Source: RefSeq, a predicted model, not a curated record